AAAAGGGGUAACUAUGCGGGGGGUACGGUACGGUAACGCGUAGCACCAAAGUAUCUCUUUGGUAUCGGGGUAGUGUACGAGAUGCGAUGGGUCACGCACGCCUAUAUGCAUGUGUCGAAAACUGACCCUGCAAAGUUGUGGACUUUAAUUUCAUGAACAAUUUCAAGAAGUAAGUUUGAAGACUGAGUUCAUUGAAUUGUUGUUUAGCGUAAAGAACAUAUGAAGUGUGUUUUGGCGAGUGGUUUCGUAUUAUUACUCUACAUCAUAGUCUGACAGACUUAUACGAGAUAUAGCUCCGGUUCACCGUCAAUAUGUUACAUCAACAGCUUCCGUAGCAACCGAGGGUCUUUCUCUCUACACCAAGCUUCGCUUCAGGAGCGCACCUGAUCCAUCGCUCUGCUGCCUGCCUGGAGGCGCGGCGGCCGUACAGGCCUCGUCUACUAGCUAGCAGCUCAUCGAUCGAGCGAAUCCUACGGCCACGGACGGUCAGAUCAGGGUGAAUCUCAUUGGAUGUUUGAAUAGAGGAGUAUGAAGAAGCCGCUACCAUGUCUGAGAAGAGACUAUCAGUAGUACCUCCUGAUGUAACACUGGAGGAUUUGGAGGAUUAUCUGGCAGUAGAUGAUCUCUUCAUUGAUUAUUUCAAUGCCUUCUUGCAGCUGUCGACAUUCUCCAAACCUGUCUACUUCAACAAGGAGUAUGGUGGCUUUGAAGUGGUCAAUGAUGACAAGCAAAGCCUUAAGCAACGUCUGCGUGACUUGGUGCGCUCUCAGCAGAAGCCUAAUCCUAUCUACAAGGCAGCUGUUGCUGUGGCGAUGGCCAAGAAGCCUCCUAAGAUGCCUUGGCACUAUGCUGAAGAGAUGGAAGAGCCAGAUAUCAAAACCAGCUUUAAAGUACAGUGUCUGAACAAGGAGCAAGGCAUUCAGUGGAUAAAGGCUGAGAGACUACCCACAUUCUUACAGAGCGACUGUUUUAUUGAGUACAGACUGGCCAAGCUCAUCUCACAAACAGAGAUUGCCGACAAGGUAUCUGAUACUCCAUUAAAGCUUUUCAUUGAUCCAGAAUAUGAACCAUUUGCGAUUGAAAGACCACCUGUGAUUGAACCGCCUGAGGUUGAUGAACAAGCCAUAGCCAUACGAGACUUAUUUGUUUGCAUGGGUGAAGCCUCAACUACGCAAACUCAAGAGUGGUUCACUACCGUCAAGAUGUCAGCUACCACAUCCACAACAAACUCAGUAGGCAAUAGACCGGCUAGUGCAGUUGGAGCUCUCGGAACCUCAAACAAAGAAACAUUGUUUGACAAUCCAGUAGGCAAUAGACCGGCUAGUGCAGUUGGAGCACUAGGAACCUCACGACCUGGUAGUGUUGCUCUGACCUUAGACAGUGGCUUUGCCAGCCCUUCAAGAUUGGAUGGCUUAAAUACAUCGCUCAGCAAUCAGGACCUGAGUAUGGAUAUGCUCAGUGAUCUACCAAACAAAGAAACAUUGUUUGAGAAUCCUUUAAAGCUGCGUGAAUGGCGGGCACCAAUCGGUGACAAUGUGUGUGUGGUGACCGCCGACAUCGAAAAGAAAGGACAUGGUGGGGCGUACUAUCUGGAUAUCAACAAACCAGAAAUGGUAGAAGAAGAAGAUGAUGACGAGGCUUCGGUAGAAAGUGAUGAGAGUGGUUGUGACAGUCAGCCGCUUGAGAAGAGAGAAUCUCUUGAUUUAACUGAGAUUGAAAACAAGACUGAGUCUGAGACACAAGAGAAAGAAUUGGUUGCGUCUACCCCAACCCCGAGGGUUAUCAAGAUAAGGAAUAUAAGUGAUAUUGCUAGUGUUGUCGUGUCCAUCUCACUAAAGAAGGCAAUAUUAGUUGCAACUGAAACAUCCAAGGAGGACAUUGAUAAGUUUCUAGAUGACAAAGUGCUGAAGGUUGAAGGGGUUAAAAUGGCCGACCUGACUGCAAAGUGGGAGGAUCAACUAGAGUAUGCACUACCAUCAAGUCUAGUCACUCCCAAGAAUAUCACACUGCAGGUUCCUGAUGAAGUUGAGCGUUCCAUUAGUCGACUGUCUACCACACUGUCUGAAUGUAAAGCUGACACAGUGGGGGAUGCAGAUUCUCUCUUUGACAGUGAUCAAGAAGCAGAAGAAGAAGAGGAAAGCCGGGAUAUCUUCUUCAACAAACCCAAACAAACCUUUGACUUGACCAGUAAGAAGGGUAUAGAUGCCUUCAAGAAGUUUCUUUGGGGCUCAGAAGGAGAAAAGUGCUGGAAUUUAUGGUUAGACAUUGACCGGGGAACCAUGAUUGAUGAGCAGGAGGUGUGCAAAGUGUUUCUAUCGCAUCUUAGAGACAAGUACAUCAAGACUGGAGGCGAAUGUGAGCUGUCCUCUGCCAUCAGAGAAAGACUGGGUCUUAAAAAGCCUUCAAUUUGGACAUCGAUGGAACAACUUGCUCGGCUCAAAACAAAUAUUAUUAAACCUCUGCUCCUUUAUUGGGCGCCAUGUUUCCUGAUGCGAGAGACCUACCAGCAGAACCAGUCAAGCAACUACCUUUACAUCCGACAGCAGCUUCUUACCCAACGAGACACUGCAACCCAUCCAGAUCCUCCAACAGUCACAUUACUUCCCCUUCGCCCUAAGACAUGCUGCCCCAGACUUCGCUCAUAUUCGGCUGAUUCUGAGCCCGUCGAAGUUCAUGUAAAUCAACACAUGAUGAAUCCACCAGCAUCACCAUCAUGCUCAGACGUUAGACCGUCCAGUAGCCCUCAGGGAUCAGGAAACAGAGCAAACAGUAGACAUGAUAGGAGCCAAACCCUACCUAUCAUACCCCUCACAAGUGCUUUGACAACUAUCUCCCCUAAACAAGCCGUACCGCUUGGUAAGGCAUCCGUUACCAGUAUCCCUACCAAGAAGAGAGUGGAAGUGAUCAACUAUGGCUCUCCAGCAGGACCUGGUCUCAUUAGCAGAGUCAAACCUGUUCCUCCAAAGUCUGCUCCUCCAUCGUCCAUAAUGACAAGAAGGAAACGACUUGAGAUCGAGCCAACGGUAAAGGAUGAAGAGAAGGAGCUAGCGAUACAAGAAGGGACGGAAGAUGAAGAGCGUGUUGAUGAUGAUGAUGUGAAGAGUGAUGCAUCAGAGGGCCAAGGAGACAGAGGAUCUCAAUGCAGUAAUAAUUCACAACACUCGCCGCCAUGUCAGUCCGAGAAAGGAUCCCGCCCAUGUUCUGCUACGAGCAGUGUGGUUUCCAAUGAUACAGAGUUCCGUGGAGGAGUUCAGAUGGAAGGCCUACUCAAGGAUCUCUAUCAGGAGAAAAGAACCGGUGGCUUUAUUAGAACCUUCCUAGAGAAGAGAGAAGAUGAGGUAGCUGUAAACUGUUUGGGCUGCUGGCAUGAGCUUCAGGAUUACCAUGCUCUUUUCUACACAGAUGUCUUUAACCCUUAUAAUGUCACAAGGAAAGCUAAGACAAUCCAGUCCAAGUAUGUGGUUGAGACAUGCUUCUUUGAGGUGAGGUGCCCUCCAGUGAUCAGGUACCAAGUAUUCCGUCAGAUCAACCCUCCGUAUGAAGACCUGUUUGAUGGACUAGAAGAACACAUCUUAGCCACAUUGCUCAUCCCAUGGCUGGACAUGAAAGAGAAUGACCGUUCACUUUCAAAUAAGAUUGAGCUUCUUGAAGAAGAGAGGCAAUUGGACAACAUAAAAUCCAAGCAUCUACAGAAACUGCAGCGCAGACUCAUGAGAGAGCGUAUUGCAACACCAGACUUUACGAUGGAAGGAGAGGACGAAGAGACUAAGAGAGAAGUCUACUAUGAGACACUUGCAGAGAAAGUCCCAGCAGAAUUCAGAGAUUAUGACUUUGACAAACUUAUCCGCAAUCGAAUGGAAGUAGAGCAAUUCAGAAAAUUCCUAGAGGAGAACUAUGCGUUGAAGGAUCUGAUGUGCUGGCUUGACAUCGAGUCAUUCCGUCGUACUCCACACCUGGACACCAAGAAGCGAGAUACAAAGGCCACUGAGAUCAAGACCAAGUACCUCAACAAAAAGUACUUCUUUGGUCCAAACAGUCCUGCAACCAGAAUGCAACAGCAUGAGGCAAUGAUGGCAGGAGGAGGGUGGGGUAAACUGCUUCAAGAUCGCCCCCCUAAUCAGAUAAUGGUGGAGGCUCAGAAGUAUGUGAGGGAGCGUCUAGCUCGUAAAUGGCUCCCUCUAUUUAUCAUGACGGAGACGUUCCAAGACAGACAGCGCCCUCAUAUCAGACUGGAAGACGUGGUGGAUGAUGUCAUGGCUAAUAAACGCAAGAGAUACAUGGCUAUAUACAAGCUACUGGAGAGUCGCUUUGUGUCAUCCUCUCAUGAGAUCAUUGCAUUACGCCAAGCUUUAGUCAACCCCAUCACAUGCCAACAUUUCAGAAAGUACGUCAGCCUCAAAGGAGAAAACCUGGAGAAUGACGUUCUCUUCUGGAUCGAGGUCCAAAAGUUCAAGGAGAUGUACCAUGUGCAUAGUGAAGAGGUCCUAAUACACCAGAAGAUUCAAGCCAUCUUACGAUGUUUUAUCAACUCUGAGAUGGGAUCCAGUCUACAGAUUGAUAUCACUCCAGAACAAGCAGAGAAGAUCCUUGAUAAGCGUAUGAGGGAAAUGGGACCUUAUGUCUUCAGAGAUGCUCAGUUGACAGUGUUCCGGGUACUUUCCAGUCACUGGAAAGAUUUUCAGAAAUAUAGAACCAGCCUCUCAGAAGAGAAAAUGCUAGAAGAACUUGAUAGAAAGCGGAGCAAAAUGAGAAAGAAGGAGUUGGAGAGAGCACGUAUUGAAGAUGAAAAAGACUUUGCCAAACAGAAUGCACCAAAGGAAGACGAGCACCUCUCUGCUAUAGCUAGCAGUCUGAAUUCAAGACGUAUGUCAACCCGUCUCUCUAGCAUCAUACCAGGAUUCCUGGAAGAAGAGGAAGAAGAAGAAGAGGAGAAAGUACUCUGGAAGUAUUCUGACUACGUGCAAGGGAUUGAGAGGGAGAAGCAGCUACUCAAUGGUGAUGAUAGAGCCUCAAGUCUUAUGUCAGCUAUUGAAUGCUUAGCUGAAGAUCAAUACUUGGCGCACUCGGAGAAAGCUGCUAAGAAUUGCCUGAAUGAAUCUGAAAAACACGGAAAGGGAAAGCUCAAAUCUAACAUGAAAGAAGUGAAAGGUAGACGUAGCCCUGCUUCCAGCAUCAGAUCAGACCAGCCAUUGCUUAGCAGCUCAGCAGGCCAAGCUGAUCCCAAGUAUGGUGUCAAGAAACGUGUCACACUCGUUGAGCCAGUUAAACCAGCUCAUCUCAGAGGAGGAUUGAAGAAUGCUGUAGGCCCCAAUGGUGACAUGGGGUCAAAGGUCAGAGGUCAAGGUAGGCCAAAAUCACCCGGUCAGGUCUUACAACCUGUAAAGCCAAAGAAGAAGUGAAGUCAAGAUGAAUAACAGUAUUAUUAGGAGUAUAUGUUAUCAGUUCACCAGAAAAGCUGGUCAAAGGUCUUCAAUUUUUGUUGUUGUUAGUGUUUCAAGUUUCAAGUUUCAAGUUGUUUUAUCUUUCUUUCUUUCAUAACACACAUUACAAAUAUGACAUGAAUAGUGAACAGAAUAUGGCGUUACAAAUAGAAAGAUGAGGUGACCUUGGUUGAAAGCAAGGCUUGUGGAUUUAAGGUCCCUCAUGAGUAGCUUAUGAGUCGGUAACGAUCGUAGAAAUGCUGUCUGAUGGAAAUCUCUGAUAUCAAAUCUAUCUUCUUACCAUUAUUUUUCUAAAGUUCAGACUGAAAACGCCUUGAAUUAUGCAUUAUUUCUAAUAACGCCAUCUUUUCUCACUCCUGAUAUUUGUUUUCAUUGAUGGAAGGAAGGUAUGGCGGCAAACUCAAGUGCCUGCUCGCCUGUGUGCUCACUACUCUUGUUUAUCUUUGAGGCUGAUUUACUCUGAGAAUAAUUCUCUCUUCAUCUUUUUUUAUAUUUUCUCAAGAAUUACCCAUGAAUGUAUAUACACUUAUAUUAGUCUAAAGCUUAUUAGAAACAGAAUUCACUUUCUGGUGAACUGAUAUGUCUAUGCUUUGAAGAGUUAUGUCACAACAGAACAUCAUAUAUAUAGAGAGAGAGAGAGAGAGGGAGAGGGGGUGGGCAGGAGAGAUUUAAACAUAACAGGCAGUGAGAGAUAUAGCCUGGCCCAGAGGAGAAGGGCAAUGAGCUGUGAAGGAAACACAGUUUUGCCUACAUUACAGGAUAAUACAUUUAUAGUUUAUGGAUAAUCAUGUACUAGCAAUAUCAAAGUCAUGCAGCUGGUUAGGAAACACAACAGGUUUUUAUACAAUUACUUCCACUAAGCUUUCUUAUCAUGAACACAUGUGGAAUAUGCAAUGAAAUUGGCUGAAUUUUUAUAUAUAAUAUUUUUGUACAUAUAUUUGUUUGAGAGGAUGUAAAGUAUAUUUUCAAAGCCUUUUGAAUGAAGUAUGUCAUUGUGCUUUAAGAUCUUCCUAAAGAAUUGUUGUUUGUGCUUAUUUGAUGAAAAAUUGCUUGUAAGUCACCUUAUCAAAUCAAUUUUCAAUAAUCAAAGAUUAUCCAGUAUUUAAGAUUUAAAGGAAAUGUCAAAAAUGUUAUCUGAUCAGAAGCAGAGUUUAAGCAAAAUCAGAUAUAAGAUAAGACUGUUAUGAUGAUUAGAAUGACAAGAUCCCUACAGUUAUGAGAUCGCUAAUGGUGCGUAAAUUAUGAUGGGAGAACUCUCUAUUUUUCUAUACACAAAAUAAAAGUACUUUUCCCUUUUUUUCACACGCUUUGAGCAGAUUGAUUAAUGUGUGUCAUAAAAAUGUCUCUUUGUUUAUGAAAAUCAGGAAAAAGUGUACGUUAAUGAAUAUGACAUGGAAAUGGUAGAGUUUGUGUGUAGGAUCACACAUCAUGGCUGCAUUGCCUGUGGGGAAUUCCCUCUUAUUGCUGCUUUCAUUUUGUAUUCACAGAUAAAAUAAGGAAAGAGAGAUUUUGGUGUGUACACAUGUACUUUUUAUGGUUUACAUGCAUAAGAAAAAUGACCAUGUGAGAGCUGUCAAAAUAUCACCUAUGAACAUAAUUUAUUUUUACUUGCGCAAUGAACACUUUUUACUACUCGAUUCUAAAACCGUUUGGGACCUCUUUUUUGGAGGCUCACACAUUGCAGCACGGUAGGCCUACA
This is a messenger RNA of Strongylocentrotus purpuratus (purple sea urchin), 7140 nucleotides long. It is a transcript of the gene rgs22, whose product is annotated as regulator of G-protein signaling 22. Gene Ontology annotation, molecular function: G-protein alpha-subunit binding. Gene Ontology annotation, biological process: regulation of signal transduction. NCBI's taxonomy places the organism in Eukaryota, Metazoa, Echinodermata, Echinoidea, Camarodonta, Strongylocentrotidae. The record is from RefSeq and is a predicted model, not a curated record. The coding region runs from base 546 to 5399 and encodes 1617 amino acids. The transcript has 24 exons.